Messenger RNA from Limulus polyphemus (Atlantic horseshoe crab), 1000 nucleotides. RefSeq names its product agmatinase, mitochondrial-like. The coding region runs from base 56 to 985 and encodes 309 amino acids. NCBI's taxonomy places the organism in Eukaryota, Metazoa, Arthropoda, Merostomata, Xiphosura, Limulidae. Gene Ontology annotation, molecular function: agmatinase activity; metal ion binding. The transcript is spliced from 5 exons. The record is from RefSeq and is a predicted model, not a curated record.
UGCAGCAGAAACGAAGAAUUGGUAGGUGGCGCACAAUUAGGCAAAAUCAUUAAAGAUGGUUCUCUUUAUUAAUUUUAAAUUAUCUUUACGCUAUGUAUCUAACUCCAAACACAACAAUUUCGUAUCAUUUAUGUCAAGAACUCUAAAUCAAACGCAUGCUGACAUUUUGACUUCAUCUAAGCGAUGUAUUAGUUGCAGUUAUAAGUCUCGUUGUAGCAAAACAUUCAACCAGCCUCCAUCGGCGUCGAGCGAUCUUGCACGGCCUGCUGGAAUAGCGUCGUUUAUGCGUUUACCCGUACAAAAUUCAGCUGAAGGACUAGAUGUCUGUUUUACUGGAGUUCCGUUUGACAAUGGUACCUCCAACAGAUCUGGGGCUAGGUUUGGACCAAGACAGAUACGCACGGAAUCUGUAAUGUUACGUCCUCUUAAUGGAAGUACAGGUGCCAUGCCGUUCAAAUCACUACAGGUAGCAGACAUUGGAGAUCUUCGAAUAGCUAUGUAUGACAUACACCAAACAAUGAAAGACAUCAAGACAGGAAUUCAAAAUAUUUUAUUCUAUGAUUGCAUCCCUUUGACAAUGGGUGGCGACCAUACAAUUACUUAUCCUAUUCUACAAGCAAUGAAGGAAAAACAUGGGCCUCUGGGUCUUAUCCACGUAGAUGCUCAUGCAGACACUAAUGAUGAAGCUUUGGGAUGUAAAAUUUACCACGGAACACCAUUCAGAAAUGCUGUUAAAGAAGGGCUUUUGGACUGUAAGCGAGUAGCCCAAAUUGGCCUAAGAGGAUCUCUGUAUAGCGAGUCCGAGUUUAAGUAUCAGUACUCUGUAGAUCAGGGAUUCAAAGUCGUGAUGGCAGACGAUUGUUGGAACAAGUCUCUCGUACCAAUGAUGAAGGAAAUUCAAAACCAAAUGGGUGACGGACCAGUUUACGUUAGCAUUGACAUUGAUGCCCUUGAUCCUGCUUACGCUCCUGGUACAGGCAAGUAGUUUACAUUUACAUCA